UCUGCUCCUCCUCCAGACGUCAUGGCGGUCCUUCAAGGGCUUUCGGGUGCUCAUGCGAUUCUAUUAGCCACCCAUCUCUGUGCCACCGGCGAUGUGGCCGCUCUCCCGCUGUUGCAGGCCCAAUUCCCUGCUCAUCUCCCGCUCGAGCGUGUCUUGCGCAUCAUCUUGACUUUCCUGCCCGAGAGUGCGGAACCCAGCACUUACACCCCGGUGUUGCAAGCGCUGGUCGACGGGGGACAGUUGGAGACGGAUGGUGAUGGCAUUAAUACUGCCUCCGUCAAAGAUCUACCAGAGCCGAUCGUGAGGAAACGUGUACGGAAGAUCCGUUUACUACCAAUACAGCACCCAGAUGACGAGGACAGCCAAGAUCCGGCUGAUCUGCUGACCCAAUUCCUGAUUCACCGGGCCCAUCGCAUCGACUCGGAAACCGCUCUUCAGCCGCUCGUUCUAAACCUUCUCUUGCCGUUCUAUCCUCACUCGGAAGCGUUGCGCACCUGGUUGAUUUCCAGUCUCCUACCGCUACUCCGAUUGAAUUACGAAUACUACCCUAGCCAGGACGAAACAUUCUCGCUAGAUAUCCUGGAGUCCAUGGACAACAGUAUUGCCAUCAACGUCCUCCUUUCGAUGACCGGUGCGACAAAGAGCAGUAUGGACUUGGUACGGAAUCUACGUGGCUUGGUGGGUGCUUGGAUGUAUGGCAGCAACCGUUCUAAAAGACGGAGACUCAACGAAACAGCACAAGAAAACUCGAUUACUCUACCUCAGGAUGAAGCGCAACCGAAAACGACUGCAGGUGUUGGAUGGCAGCAGGUGAAUGAGUGGUUGCUGGCACGGAGUCUGGUGGACCAUGAGAGUGCCGUGAACGCGUUUGUUAACUGGGAUGGCCCUGAGGAUGUCGACCUCGGCGGCUACGCUGAAGAGAAUGAGGGCCUAUCGGCCGAUGAGCUCAGGGAUCUGCGCACUCGGUAUGGGCAAACUGGGCUUGCUGUCGUGUAUGCGAACGCCGACCCUAGCCCCCCUGCGCUGGACGGCUCCAUUCGGGUUCUAGCGCGCAUCGCGGAGUUCCUAAAGCUAGAGGAAUACUUGUUCCUCUCACCAGAUAUCUCGGAACUUCCCAAAGUGCAAUUUGAUCCAGAGCUGGUUUCGUUGGCCUCGAGAGUAUCUUUCUUGCAAAAUGCUCUGCUGGUGGCUUCAAACCCGUUAACGCGUCCUUCUGCUUCAUCGAUAUCUUUCCUCAGCGCCAUUUGCCUUUCCCUCCGGAUUUUAAACGAACUGGACCACCCCAUUCCGUGCAGGACGGCUGCAACCCUCUGCCUUCUUAAUAACGAAGAGACGCAACUACUGGAGUUGCGCAGUGUAGUAGCCUCUGUCGUGAGACAUGCAAAAGCUGGUCGUGACUGGAGCAAGACCCGCCAACAGCUACUUUGGCUGCGAGACUGGCAGGGAAAUUACCAGGAUUCAGCGGAUGCUCACAACUGUCAUGGCCUCUUCUGGAGGGUUCCCCGGAAUACCGUCGAGGCAGAAAUCUUGAAAGCGUUGCUCGAAGUCAGAGAAUACAACCUUGCUGUCGGCAUUUACAUGGGCUCUGGUUCAAGUUUAAGCUCUACGCAGGUUGAGGAGGCUGUCAAGGAGGCCAUUUUCGCAGCCUACGACAAUGCAAGCAAUGGGAACAGGACCCGGGGCGGGAUGAAGAGAGCAUACGACAUCCUCCAAGCUUUCCAACCUCACUUUCCGGAUUCUGCCUCGUUCAAGCAGGUCCAAGCUCUCAUCUCGGCCACGCACGCCCUGUCCUUCUACUCCCUUACCUUGCAGCACGGCGUCCCCUUCCAGCCAGUCAGCAUCCGGGUCCACCCUGACCCUCUGUCUCUGAUCGAAAAGGUUCUCGACCAGAACCCCAAGAGCUACACGAAACUGGACGACCUGCUAGCCAUUGGCCGGAACCUUGUUUCAGCAGGCGUCUCCCGUGUAUCCGACGAGCACGACUCCCCUUUCUUGCCCCCUCCCUCACAGGAAGACGCCACCAUCACCGCCGAGCGUCGGAUAAUGUCUCUGGCCAUCUCUUCCGCCCUUUCCUCGAACGACUUUGGCACUGCCUACUCCUACAUUCUCACUCGUCUCACACCCCCAUCCCUUCUCCCGACAUCCCCUCUGCCCAACUCCACCUCCACCAAGGACGACAUCACCUGGCGAGCCGUCUACAACGCCGGCCGUUACCGCGCCCCAGCCACCACUGUCACCCCCAACAACCAAACCCAAAUCACACACCUCUCCCAACGCAUGGAACUGCUCUCCCUCGCCCUUGUUCUUGCCCCCUCUCCCGAACCCCUCCCUGAAAUUCUAGGUGCCUGGCGCCGCUGCGACGAGGAGCUGGGGGCACUCCGCGCGCGCGAAACAGAGGAAGAAGAUCUCUGGGACGCCAAAGCGGACACCCUUUCCUCCACCACUCUACCGGGAGGCUUCGGCCCCACAGACAGCGAGCAGGAUGCGUUCGAAACACGACAACACCAGGCACGACGAGCACGGGCACAUGCCUCCCAGAAUCGUCUUAACUACGAAGAAGCCCCAAUGGGUCUCUUCGAAGUUGCACGUGGCGCUGCCCUCGCCCUACAAAAGAACGCCUUCCCGCUCCGCUCGGCUCCAACAAAGACUAUUCCCGACGAGCAUUCCGCCCCCUCAUCUCACAUGCGCAGCGACUCGUCCUUAUCAGAGGACCAGAACGGCGAAGGACGCGUCCGCAAGCGAGACGUGGUCAGCAACAUGGUAACCGACGGAUUAGUCAGUGGGCUUGGUUGGGUCCUAGGCGCCCAGCCGGUUAAUCGAUAAUUGCAGCGACUACGCACGAGUUCGUUUCAGGAAACAACUUUUUCAUUGACCGGGUUAGCGGGUUACGAAGUAUGACAUGAGCUACUUAUUUCAUGGAUUGCUUUUCAUUUUUUUUCUUUUCGUUUACCUACUCUUAUACAUAUUCCAUAUCUUGCAUGAAGUGACAGGUUGCAUUGCAUAAUGAAUAUAUACCAUCCUUAAUC
Aspergillus ibericus CBS 121593 is the source of this 3026-nucleotide messenger RNA. Its product is annotated as secretory pathway Sec39 family protein. The record is from RefSeq and is a predicted model, not a curated record. NCBI's taxonomy places the organism in Eukaryota, Fungi, Ascomycota, Eurotiomycetes, Eurotiales, Aspergillaceae. The transcript is spliced from 3 exons. The coding region runs from base 22 to 2823 and encodes 933 amino acids. Gene Ontology annotation, biological process: retrograde vesicle-mediated transport, Golgi to endoplasmic reticulum.